CGUGGUCGGUGAGAAUCGGGGUGUUGGAAGCAGCGAAUAGGUCAUCGCACGGAAGUCGGUCCGUUUCGUUCGGUCAGGAUAGGCUGCUCUGCUGAUCGUUCUUGCGCUCCGUUCACUAGUCACUCACCAAUUCAACAUUCCAAAGGCCGGGUCUUCUUACCGCCUCUUCGACACUACACUCUGAUAACUCGCUCUCAGCGACCCGCACUAGUUAAACGUCACCAUGUACGCCUGCACCAGAUUCAUCGCACCCGUCGCCAGGUCGACGUUGGUCUCUGGAACGAAAAACUACGUCCGGCCGUUGAGCACUGCCGUGAUCACCCACAGCCAGUCUAUACAGCAGAACCAGCUCCAGAGCCCAGCCAGUGUUUCGCCGCUGCAGUCGCCGAUCGUGCGCGGUUUCCAAACGUCCACAAUUAGCCGUGACAUUGACUCCGCUGCGAAGUUUAUCGGCGCUGGUGCCGCAACCGUGGGUGUCGCCGGUUCAGGAGCUGGUAUCGGUUCGGUGUUCGGUUCGUUGAUCAUCGGUUAUGCAAGGAAUCCCUCUUUGAAACAGCAGUUGUUCUCGUACGCCAUUCUGGGCUUUGCCCUGUCCGAGGCCAUGGGUCUCUUCUGCCUUAUGAUGGCUUUCUUGCUCCUGUUCGCGUUCUAAGUCACCGAAUUCGCAUAAAAUAAAAACAACACAAUACUGCUAGUUUUUAGUGCGUCACUGCCGAGGCAGCGUCCUCUGAUUCCCUAGAGAUAGAGAAACAGCGGCAGUUGCUUUUGGUGCACGGGAUGCCAUGAAAUCAUUAGAGAUGCUCGAGCGUCCGGUUCGUGACGGGGUGUGCGACGGUGCGACAAUGAAUAUAAAAAAUAUUACGGCGGCUGUACACGUGUAUUCUGGACCAUCCGAUCGGACCGUCCCGAACCCCUUCGGGGCCUGAUUCGAACGAAUUUUUAAUCAUUUCAUGGUCUGCUGUAUAUCAUUGUAGCGUAAACUCACAUUAUUACAAGAGGAAAUAAUGGAUUUCAGUAAGAACGUUAACGAAAAUGUUUAUUAAAGAUGAACAAAAAAAAGUAAUAAAAGAAACAAAAAAACGACAGCCCUGCCUGAUGUAAAACCCAUAAUUCUAUUACACGCGCGUAAUAUUAAUUAUUAUUGUCUCAUUAAUGAAGUAGUACACGUCGGACAUUUUUGUCACGCCCGGAGCGACAAAUUAAUGGUUCAUCAUUGUUGUGCCAUCGCGUGCGCACGUUGUUGAGGUAACUGGACGAAGGAAACUGUGUACAGUGAAUCGAAUAAAAACACUUUGUCGUGAAAUUAUUAUCGAA
This is a messenger RNA of Ceratina calcarata, 1314 nucleotides long. RefSeq names its product ATP synthase, subunit C (gene ATPsynC). The record is from RefSeq and is a predicted model, not a curated record. The transcript has 5 exons. The coding region runs from base 224 to 652 and encodes 142 amino acids. Gene Ontology annotation, molecular function: proton transmembrane transporter activity. Gene Ontology annotation, biological process: proton motive force-driven ATP synthesis; proton transmembrane transport. Lineage: Eukaryota; Metazoa; Arthropoda; Insecta; Hymenoptera; Apidae.